ACGACAACUCGUCCAAAUUUCUUCCAACUGAAAACGAAACAACAAAUAUUUGUAAUAUUCACGUGUUGAUUUUAAGUAUACGUACUCAUGAUAUUGCAAGUAUGUCUAAUGAUGUAGACAGAACACUAUGGGUAGGGAAUCUCUCAGAAAAAGUCACAGACGAGAUUCUUUAUGAACUCUUCUUACAGGCUGGGCCAUUGGAAAAGGUUUCAAUAGCAAAAGAAAGAGACACAGGGAAACAGAAAAACUUUGCUUUUGUUACAUUCAGCCAUGAUGUAUCAGUACCUUAUACAAUCAAGUUGAUGGAUGGAUUACAGCUUUUUGGUAGAAAUCUCCGACUACAGACUCGGCCAGGCUCAAUACAUCAACAGCAACAGCAGCAACAACAACAACAACACCAGCAGCCGACUAUGAAUCAGGGAAGCUUCAGGAACUUUAACAACCCAUACCAGAACACUCAAAUUAUUAUUUCUCCUCAGCCUUACCAAAAUAAUCAAUUUAUGCAAAUGAACACUAUGCCUCCCAACCCAUUUGCAAUGAAUCAGCCAAUGAGGAUUCAGCAUUCAGUAGGGCAACACCCUCCAAGUUUUCAUAGAUCUCACACGUGGCAUGGAAAUGAUCUCAGUAGUGGGCAACAAGUCGACCAACAAGAUCGUGAUGAACGGAGAGGACAAGAUAGAGAUCGUUAUUCUAACAGAGAUCGUGAGCGCUCAAAUAGUCGUACUAGACGAGAUGGCAACCCAGAAAAUAAUGAAAGAGAUGAAUAUAGACACAGUCCAAGUAGUUAUAAUAGGAAUGGAAAUGCCGAGAACAGAAAUAAAAAUACGGAAAGCUUUGAAUCACGGAGACAAAAGGUGCUUCAGAAGCAUGAUCGUGUAAUACAGAGUUAUAGACGUGAAAAAGACUCGAGGCCGAGCCCUCCAUACCAUAAUCAUAAGAGAGGGCGCUACUAGUUGAAAAAUAUGUGUUGAAUCAAUAACACGAACUAUAGCUGAAGUGUGAGAUAAUUUUACUUUAGUAUAAUAAAUGCUGUGAAAAAGCAAUAAAAAACAGGAUGGAUCAAAUUUUAACUGUUAGCUAACUACUAGUUUUAUUUCUUUUUUAUUUUCCUUAUUCAGGAAAUGAUGAAGACUUUGGAAAGCUAUUUUUGAGAAAUGUAAAAUAAUGAAAAAGAGAAUAUUAAAAUUAUAUAUUCUAGUAAGCUAAUUCUGGUGGUAGUAUCUACCGGGAAUAAUGGGGGUGGCGUGGGGCAAUUAUAAGAAUGUCACAAGAGCCUUUUUUGUGUCUGUGUCUUUGUUUUGAGAUGUUUAUCAGGGAAAAAUGACAAAUGCAGCUAUCAUUGGAUAACAUAAAUCAUCAUGGUCUUUUAUUCUUAAAAUAAAUUGAAAAUAAAAAAUAAAAAAAAGAACAAAAAAAGCUGUUUCCUAUAUGUUGUAGUUGUAUGGUCAUAUUCAUGGUAGUCUAAUGUAUGUGUAAAAUAUAGAAAGGUAGUAUUGUACUGCAGAAUGAGGCUAUAAGAAUCUUAUACUCAUAAUACUGGCUGUAGGUAUAGGCCGAAAUAUCUGGCUCAAAUGUAACUGGCUGCCGGUGAAGCCAAAAUAUCUGGCUUAAAUGUAAUUGGCUCCUGGUAUUUGUAAAGUGCAUCAUGACUGUGCUUCAAACAGCACAUGAUUGUUUUUCUGCUAUUUGAAAUUUUAAGUGUGUUAGUUGUUUUAUUGUAAAGGUAUUUUAUCAGUCAGGUGCUCAUAUUUUGUCAUUUCUUUUGUCCAAGAAUUGAAGAUAUCUUAAUGAAGAAUCAUAUACAAUAUGUUUUAGAGCGAAAUCUGUAUUUUUAGCUCGACUAUUCGAUAAGAAUAAGUAGAGCUAUUGUAGUCACCCGAGCGUCGGCGUCGGCGUUGGUGUCCGCGUCGGCGUAACCACUUAUGUCAAAGUUUUUGUAAUAGUUCAAAUAUUUUCAAAGUCCAUUGACAUAUGGCUUUGAAACUUGGCACACUUGUUCACCAUCAUGACCCCAACCUGUAGACAGGAGGAGGUAACUGUAUCAAGCAUUUUGACAGAAUUAUGCCCCUUUUUCGACUUAGAAUUUAGGUUAAAGUUUUUGUAAUAGUUCAAAUAUUUUCAAAGUCCAUUGACAUAUGGCUUUGAAACUUGGCACACUUGUUCACCAUCAUGACCCCAACCUGUAGACAGGAGGAGGUAACUGUAUCAAGCAUUUUGACAGAAUUAUGCCCCUUUUUCGACUUAGAAUUUACGUUAAAGUUUUUGUAAUAGUUCAAAUAUUUUCAAAGUCCAUUGACAUAUGGCUUUGAAACUUUGCACACUUGUUCACCAUCAUGACCCCAACCUGUAGACAGGAGGAGGUAACUGUAUCAAGCAUUUUGACAGAAUUAUGUCCCUUUUUCGACUUAGAAUUUAUGUUAAAGUUUUUGUAAUAGUUCAAAUAUUUUCAAAGUCCAUUGACAUAUGGCUUUGAAACUUGGCACACUUGUUCACCAUCAUGACCCCAACCUGUAGACAGGAGGAGGUAACUGUAUCAAGCAUUUUGACAGAAUUAUGCCCCUUUUUCGACUUAGAAUUUACGUUAAAGUUUUUGUAAUAGUUCAAAUAUUUUCAAAGUCCAUUGACAUAUGGCUUUGAAACUUUGCACACUUGUUCACCAUCAUGACCCCAACCUGUAGACAGGAGGAGGUAACUGUAUCAAGCAUUUUGACAGAAUUAUGCCCCCUUUUUCGACUUAGAAUUUACGUUAAAGUUUUUGUAAUAGUUCAAAUAUUUUCAAAGUCCAUUGACAUAUGGCUUUGAAACUUUGAACACUUGUUCACCAUCAUGACCCAAACCUGUAAACAGGAGGAGGUAACUGUAUCAAGCAUUUGACAGAAUUAUGCCCCUUUUUCGACUUAGAAUUUACGUUAAAGUUUUUGUAAUAGUUCAAAUAUUUUCAAAGUCCAUUGACAUAUGGCUUUGAAACUUUGCACACUUGUUCACCAUCAUUACCCCAACCUGUAAACAGGAGGAGGUAAUUGUAUCAAGCAUUUUUUUUUACUAUCAAGCACUAAGAAUAGUCGAGCGUUGCUGUCCUACCGACAGCUCUUGUUUUUCAAGUCAUCAUAUACCUACCUUCAAUUAAAGAUACGAAACAAAGACACCAGUUAGCCAUCAUAUUUACUCUUGUGAACGCUUGAAUAGAUGAUGUGUAUUAUUAUUCCAUUCAAUGUGUUCUUUAUAUUAGUCAUGUGUUCUUGACAUUGUGUGUGCCUAUUUGAGUUUCACAUAACUGAUUGGGAUAAUAUUUGUUUGCCAAGAAAAAGAAAACAUCAUACAUGUAUUGAAUAUAUUUGAAUAGUGCUUGAUUAAUCAGGUACUCUGUUUUUAAGUUAAUCACAAAGGAAAAUUUCUUGUUUUAUUUGAAGUAAAUUGAUUACUUUAAAAUUAAUGUUGUACAUAUUUUUACCAUAUGAUUUUAAAAACAUUCAAAACAAAUGAUAGUAAAUAUUAUGUCACAUUGCCAUUAAAAUGUUCAUUUAAUGAAUCAGUUUUACAUGUUGUAUUAUAAGUAACUUGAAAAACUAGACAACUUAGAUGUAGACUUAUUAUCAACAAUUUCAUAAACAUUCUCACCCAAGUCCUAGACUAGGGUAAUGGGGGUAUGUUGUAAAUUCAUUGACUCAUAUUUCAAAAUAAAGCUAAGUGAACUCGUGUAUAUGCAUUUUGUUAUAACAUGAAUAAUAAUAGAUUAAUUUUGAGACCUUGGUGCAAAGGGUUGUAACACAUAUUAAAUAAAGAAGGAGUUACGACCCUUCCACACCAUGCUGUUUGGAUGUAUGUUGUCUGUCAUCAUCUCUUUAACCCUACUUCUCUUACAUUGACUCAUAUAGGAAAUAAACUUUAAAAAACUUCUUCUCAGAAACUACAAUGUUAUGAGCAUAGGUUUUUUGCAUCCUCAAUAACCUAGGGCAAUAACUGUUACUGAUUAAAUAUAGUAAAUACAGAAUGUGUACCAUGGGCUCUAAAGCUGAGAUUAAUGACUUGUUGCAUUACCUUUUGACCAUCUACAAAAUUGGCCUUGCCCAGGUGAGGGUGGGGUGGAGGGGGAGGGUCACAUAAUUUAUAUAGACAUAUAGACUUAAAUAAUUAUUUGAAUUUCCUCAUUUAAAACUUCAGCAUGGCCUAGAGCUAAUAUAUAAGGUAUGUAGUAUUGCCUGAUUGAUUUAUACGAAAAGUUAUAUGAAUCAUGGGAUUAGGGGGAGGCUUGUCCCCAUUAUGUUACCCAAUGCUUUACUUCUGUAUAAGAGUUAUUACCUUUACUAGCAAUGGAUCUCGGGUUAGCGAUCUUGGGCCAUCAUGGCCUUUUUGUUUUUAAAGGGUAUCAAUUUUUAGCUCACAGUGCUAAGAGUUGUGCUUUUGGGAUGGCAGUGUGUCUGUCAUCAGUCAUUAUUCACAAUUUCUUUAAAAAUCUUCUCUUUGACUACAUAGUGGAUUUGACCAAACUUCACUGGAAUGAGCCUUAGGGGUGCCCCUGUACAAAAGCUGUAUAAUGUUCCAGUGUAAUGCAUAAGAAGGUCACAAGAGCUAAAAAUAGAUUUUAAUAAUGAUAUUUUUAAAAGCAUUCUUCAUAGAAACAACAAAACCCAGAACUUAGAUAUUUUGCAUAUAGCAUCAGUUUGUAGUCUUCAACCAAAGUUAUGUAAGUCCUGCCCCUAGGAUCAAAUUGGCUCCGCUUAUGGGGUCACUGACAAUUAACAUAGAUUUGCAAAGAAAUAUACAUUUAAGACUUCUUUUGUGAAACUCAAAUGCCCAGAGCUUAAAUAUUUGGCAAGGUAAUAUACAUUUAGUCAUGCACCUGGGGUCCAAUAUGACUCCGCCCUGGGAGCCACUUAGUUUACAUAGACUUUUAAAAAGUAAAAUGUCUAAUUAAGUUUUCUUUUUCUGAAAGUACUAUAAAUAGUGCUUCUAAAAUGUGAAUAUGGUUUUUUAGUGUUGUACAUAAAUCAUGCCCCAGGGGUCACUUACAUGUACUUUAUAUCCAGGGUCAUUACUCAGCUCUCUUGUUCUAUUUGCACAAUAAGUUACAAAAAAAGAGAGAAAUGCUUUUGAAAAUGAUGAGGUAAUAAAAGGGAAAAAAGAUUUGCUUCUGUGCUUUGUGUAGAUUUUAUUUCCAUAAAUUCUGUAUUAAGUUUUAUUUGUGUAUCAUAUACACCAUCUAAUUUCAUUAAAAAGAACACUACAUAUUUUUUCCUUUUUUUAUAGUUUUAUUUGUCAUAUUUAUCACUUAAGGUGAUGCAAAAAUGUUUCAUAAAUAUUUUUAAUGUUUUGUAAAUAUAGGAGACAUAUUAAAAGGUAUAUAUGUAUGUUGUGUUUCAUUAUUUUAGAUAAUAAAUACAAAAUCUGAUGUU
Molecule: messenger RNA, 5393 nt
Organism: Ruditapes philippinarum (Manila clam)
Lineage: Eukaryota; Metazoa; Mollusca; Bivalvia; Venerida; Veneridae
Product: RNA-binding protein 7-like
Exons: 3
Coding region: 102-953 (283 amino acids)
Biological process (GO): regulation of alternative mRNA splicing, via spliceosome
Cellular component (GO): nucleus
Molecular function (GO): single-stranded RNA binding
Source: RefSeq, a predicted model, not a curated record